This is a messenger RNA of Phoenix dactylifera (date palm), 701 nucleotides long. Its product is annotated as mitochondrial zinc maintenance protein 1, mitochondrial-like. The record is from RefSeq and is a predicted model, not a curated record. Gene Ontology annotation, biological process: mitochondrial respiratory chain complex III assembly. Lineage: Eukaryota; Viridiplantae; Streptophyta; Magnoliopsida; Arecales; Arecaceae. Gene Ontology annotation, cellular component: mitochondrial matrix. Gene Ontology annotation, molecular function: protein folding chaperone.
AUCGUCCACCAAUCUACGGCGGCUUUCCUAAACACAUUCUCGGAGUCUGUCGGGGCAUAUAAGCCCAUUGAGGGCCGGUGGGCGGGCGGCCGGGCGAGCGAGCGAGAGGGAGAUGGGAGGAGCGGAGGCGCUGGGGGCGUACAGGGCGCUGCUGCGGGCGACGCGGAAGACGUUCGCCGGCGACACGCUGAUGCUGUCGGAGUCCGCGGUGGAGAUUCGGCGGAAGUUCGAGGAGAACCGCGGCGUGACGGCGGAGGCUGAGGUCGGGCGCCUCCUCGACGAGGCCCGUGAGGCCUCCCACUUCAUCACCCACAUGAUCGUCCAAGCCAAGCGCAGCUCCACUACCGGCAGUUUCGUUGUGAAGCCUGGUAAAGAACAUGCUGGAGCAAUGCUAGAGAUUCCUUCUGAAGAGAUUCCGUCUAAGUCGACAUGAGCAAAAUUGAGCUCAUUACAAUGUCAAAGGACUCACGAGGAUAGAAGGAGGUCUAGCUUCCUGUGUGGACUAAUAUUUCAUUGUAAGUUGUAGAAGUUUAGGGGAGAAGAAUCUUGAGAUAGUUUCUCUAUUUUCCUAAGAUGUUCUUCGGGAAGCUAGUUGGUUCUCAUGGUUAUUUUCUAUUGUGUGUUCAUUCUUAAUAAUGAAAAGUAACUUGAAGAGUAUAAGGAAGUUAGCUUAUCUGAUAUGGUUGCUGCAUUUAAUUAUG